UGUGUUACUUAUCACCUGGCCAAUCACUGUGGUCUCUUCCACAAGUACACUUGCAGCUACCGAGAGAUGACCUUCAUCUUCACAGCCUUGCUCUAUCUGGGGCUGAAUCUGGGCCAACAGACCUCCGUGUUGGCAGGGAAUCUCCACAAGCCAACCCUCAGUGUUUAGCCAGGAUCAAUGGUUUCCAGAGGGAAGCAAGUGAUCAUCUCGUGUGAGGUGACCACAGGGGCCCAGGAAUACCGUCUUUAUAAAGAGGGAGGUCCACAUCCCUGGCACUCACAGAACACACUGAAGGCCACAAAAAAGGCUCAGUUCUUGAUCCCAUCAAUUGAACAACGAUAUGGAGGGAGAUAUUGCUGUUACUACAAAAUGGCCACUGGGUGGUCAGAGCACAGUGAUCCUCUAGAGCUUGUAGUGACAGGAUUCUAUAAUAAACCCAGCCUGUCUACCCAGCCCAGCAUCGUGGUGACCCUGGGGGGAACUGUGACCCUUAAGUGUGUCUCACAGCUGGGCUUUAGCAGGUUUGUUCUGACUAAGGAAGGACAGCUGAAGCCUUUCUUGAUCCUGGAGUUAAUAAACUCCACUGGGCAGUUCCAGGGCCACUUUCCCCUGGGUCCUGUGGUCCCUUGCCAGAAGCAGAUAUUCAAAUGUUACGGUUAUUAUGACACCAGCCCCCAGGUGUGGUCGGAACCCAGUGAUCCAUUGGAAAUACAUGUGUCAGAAGCAGCUCAGCCCCCCAGGCUGUCACCAAACAUGUCAGACCCCAAGACAGUCUCACAGCCCCAGGAUUACACAAUGAAGAAUCGCAUCAGGAUGGGGUUGUUGGUCUUGGUUCUUGUGUUUCUUGGCAUUGUGCUAUUCGAAGCUCAGCACAGCCAAAGAGGAUCCAACACGCAGCCAGGGGAAAACAGUACUUCUUUCAUGAUGGCAAAGACCUGGGAAUAA
Meriones unguiculatus (Mongolian gerbil) is the source of this 945-nucleotide messenger RNA. Its product is annotated as leukocyte immunoglobulin-like receptor subfamily A member 5. The record is from RefSeq and is a predicted model, not a curated record. Gene Ontology annotation, biological process: cytokine-mediated signaling pathway. Lineage: Eukaryota; Metazoa; Chordata; Mammalia; Rodentia; Muridae. Gene Ontology annotation, molecular function: inhibitory MHC class I receptor activity.